CCAUGGGUUACAGACGGAAUUCUCAGAGGUAGAGUGGUCAGCCCCUUUCUGGGAUGCAACAGUGGCAGAGCCUCUUCCCGCCAGGGAGGAAAGGCUCCUAAGACCAACGUUGAUGAACGAGAACACGUCUGUCGGCCGAGACGGGGUGGAGGAAUGGCAGUGGAUGAGGUCAGACGUGCAUGCUUCCUAGCACUACUCGCGCGGCGCACGGCUCACAGUCUCAACGACGCUUUCCGCUCGUGUUGCGACAAGGCCUCGACAGCUGGGGGGACGAGAUGGUAGUCGCUGGGCCACGUCGAUUGCGGCUCGGCGCAGCUGGGAGAGAUUUACUGUGGUGUUCCUCUCCAAUAUCGUCAAGCUGGGUGUGCCCGUGUCGAGCAGCUUCCUCCUUUGCAAGAAAGGUACCAGGAAAUGGCGCUCUCCAGGUCACGGAUCCCCUGCUCUACUACCGUUCCAUGGCUGCCAAGGGCGAAAUCAAGGAAGAUGCCGAACAGAUACGGGUCCUUGUGGAACUGCGGAAGCUGACGAGAGCGUUGCAAGACUACACUCCACCGGCCCACUUGCUCGGCGUGUUGCAGUCCUCGGCGCCGUCUCCGGACCAGCAAGAUCCUUCCUCCUCGCCCGCAACUGACGAAAACAUCAACGCGCUCGUCAAACACCUUUCCGAAGAGAGUUUCGUCGAGUCCUUGGACACACCCCGCGGCCUGCUUCUGACUGGCAAGCCGGGCACCGGCAAGUCCUUUCUCGUCGAUACGUGGUUCGAGUGUUUGCCCGUCCGCGGCAAGUUCCGGAGGCAUUACCAUCACCUGCUCCUCACGAUCUACCGCCUCAUCUGGCUCGAGGCCGAGCGACGGCGGCAAGGCUUUGGCGCUUUCGGAACGCCUGCCGGCGGGGUGGCACCAGAACGCGGUGUCGGUGCCGUCUGGCAGCGCGUGGAAGCAUCCGAAGAAGAUCGAGGGGCCCCCAAGGGCAGACGGAAGAAGUCUCUGGGAGAGUGGGCACAAACAAUCCGGGGAGGGGUGCCUUUUCUGAGGCCGUCACGCGACUCUCCUGUCCCACCGUCGGCCUUUGACGGGACCGACAUUGACGAGGAAGCCCGAAAGGGAAUGGACGUUGUCAAGCUUGCCCAGAUGGAAAGACAGGAGGAGAAUGUGGCAGGAAUGGCGCACGGCAUGGGUACCACGCUGCCGAUGCAUGUAGCCGCCCAGCUGUUCUUGAGCUGCGGUCACGUACUCGUCUUUGACGAGAUCCAGUUGCUCGACAUUGCGUCGGCUACGCUGCUGAGGAGGAUCUUGACCUCCUACUGGCGCCUCGGCGGUGUCGUCGUGGCCACGUCGAACCGCGUCCCCGAGGAUCUAUACGCCAACAAUGUGCAACGGAGAAGCCUGGUGGCUUUCCUGGCUGCCUUGAAAGAGAGAUGCCCGGUCGUCGAAGUUGGUGGAAAAGAUUGGCGUGUUGAAAGAUACAAGCAGGGCUGGGGUCCAUGGGCCGAAAUGACAGAGGAGGACAGAAGGAAGACACUCUUUUUCGUCCGGCGAGCUCGUGGAGGACAAGACGACGCCGACUUUGACAACGCAGUCGCUCAACUCAUUGGCGAUCGCAAAUCUGAACCGUCGACGGUGCAGGUCUACAACCGCCAAGUCGCUGUCACUACAUCCUAUUCACAGACUCAGAGCCUGCCCUCAACUGCUUACUUCACAUUCUCCCAGCUCUGCGAUACAGCCCUGGGUCCGGCAGACUACCUGACGCUGGCCUCGACCUAUGGCGCCUUUGUCUUGGAUGACAUUCCAGCGUUGGAUCUGGUCCACCGCAAUCAAGCUCGACGACUGAUCACCCUCAUCGAUGCGCUGUACGAGGCCAAGUGCAAGCUCAUCGUUCGCUCUCAGGUGCCUGUCACGGAGAUCUUCUUUGCCCGAGAGGGACGAGAGGUGCAGCGAGAAAAUGCGCGCAGAGAGCGGCUCGCAUCGGGUGAAGCCACACCAGAGGAGGAGCAAGAGGAGGACAGAAUGGGGACGAGCGAAUUCAUGCAGAGCGAGACGCUGAGUGAGGCCAUGCAGGAUACCGAGGAGGGCUUUCGCCCUAACAUCUCAGCGUACGGACCCAUCACGGACGAUUCCAGCAGAAAAGCAGGGAGAAGGGCUGAGCCUGGUCGAGAAUCCCAAAGGCAGGAGCGUGAGCGCAAGGAAAAGGGCGCACAGGGGGGACUGGCGACGCUCUCGAUCUUUUCGGGCGAAGAGGAGCGCUUCGCCUACCAAAGAGCCGUGUCGAGGCUGUGGGAGAUGUCGCAUCCUUCAUGGAGCCUGCAGAGCUGGAAGCCCUUGCUUGGUACUGACCUGGGCGCAUGGCGAGGCGGCGAGAGCAAGCUCACUUCGAUGAGUGCAUCAAGCAUGAAUGUGGGCAACGGUCCUUUCGGCAAGGCAGCGGACGAUGAAGAGGACUUUGCAGACGAGGCAUCCUAUGCACGGUCCACCUUUCCGCCGUCCUCUCGCUUCGCAGGACUGGGUAUCAACCUCAGCAAGGGCGGCCCAAUCGGGCCGCAAGCCUUUUCAGCUUCGCAGACCGCGCGCGCCUCGGCGUAUGAAGAGGCGGAGCAGGCAACAGCCAGCAGUGCAAAGAAGAGCAGAAGUGAGGGCCCACCCGUACUCAGUGAGGCGCACGUAUGGGGUGUCCGGGACGACUGGGGCCCAAAAGCUGGUCGUUGGGGUCGCGGAGUGAGAGAUCUCGAAGAUGAGGGGCGGGGCGAUGGGCACGAAUCGCCCCGGCAGAGAAGGGCGAGGUUGAGAGAAGAGAGGUUGAGAACGCAAAAGGACAAGAGCGAUUGAUGAUAGAUAGUGCAUGUAAACAGCAUUGCUCCUAGACGGAACGACGAUAUCUAGACAUCAAUGACAUGCUAAUUUCAGAGCUAUUC
Acaromyces ingoldii is the source of this 2908-nucleotide messenger RNA. RefSeq lists its product as hypothetical. The transcript has 3 exons. Gene Ontology annotation, cellular component: cytoplasm; mitochondrion. Gene Ontology annotation, molecular function: ATP hydrolysis activity; ATP binding. Lineage: Eukaryota; Fungi; Basidiomycota; Exobasidiomycetes; Exobasidiales; Cryptobasidiaceae. The coding region runs from base 180 to 2822 and encodes 880 amino acids. The record is from RefSeq and is a predicted model, not a curated record.